AUGGACCAUUUCCAUCGAAACGUUUCUGGGAAACUUGCUUGGGUUGAUCUCCCAACUAAUCCUUGGAAGCAAGUCAUUAUCCCUCUUGCCUGGGCAUCGAAAACAGUACUUCAUGCUGUGCUGGCACUUUCAUCAGAAGAUCUGGCAUCGAAAUUCGAGCAGAAUCACCCUCGUUGUCAGUAUUUACAACGCGUCUCCUUGUACCUGCGGAAUCAGGCUUUAGCUUCGUUGGCGGAGCAGAUUGGUCGAAUGAGACAAGAGGAUCCUCCUUCGGGGCUUGAUCCAAUCCAAACACAAUUUGCUCUAGCGUCAACAUUGAUAUUGUAUAAUGUGGAAUUGCUCGGCGCCGAGUCACUCAAAUGGCGAAUGCAUCUUCAGGCCGCAAGAGCGAUCCUCCAGUGGAAAGAACAAGCCUUUCCCCAUCCUGUCCUCUCGGAUGAGAUUGAUUCAUUUCUUCUCUACGAGCAAUACUAUGCGAGCGUCUUUGCGGGCUUGACAACUUUUGAUUCGCCAUCAGACUCCGAGAAGGUCAUCCAAUAUGCAGACAGUACUGCUAUCUUCAGCGAUUUCGUGAAUAUCAUCAACCGAGUCACUCGGACCGAACGACUACAUUAUGGGCGCAAAUACACACGUGACCCAGCUUUGCUUGAGACCAUGGUUCAGGAGCUGAAUGAGGCAAGACUGAAGAUGCUCGCAUCAGCUUUUUGCAUCUUGUCUGUAUCUUUCACCAUGCAAGUCUGA
Molecule: messenger RNA, 741 nt
Organism: Penicillium longicatenatum
Lineage: Eukaryota; Fungi; Ascomycota; Eurotiomycetes; Eurotiales; Aspergillaceae
Exons: 2
Coding region: 1-741 (246 amino acids)
Biological process (GO): positive regulation of transcription by RNA polymerase II
Cellular component (GO): nucleus
Molecular function (GO): transcription cis-regulatory region binding; DNA-binding transcription factor activity
Source: RefSeq, a predicted model, not a curated record